This is a messenger RNA of Gastrolobium bilobum, 857 nucleotides long. RefSeq names its product calmodulin-like protein 3. Gene Ontology annotation, molecular function: calcium ion binding. The record is from RefSeq and is a predicted model, not a curated record. Lineage: Eukaryota; Viridiplantae; Streptophyta; Magnoliopsida; Fabales; Fabaceae. The transcript has a single exon. Bases 47 to 688 code for a protein of 213 amino acids.
UGUAUAGUCAAACUCUACCACCACUGUUCUUAAGUCUCACUCAAUUAUGUUGCAACCUUUCACUUCUUGCUUCACCUUUCUUCAUAGGGAGAUCAAUUUCCUCCUCAACCAGCAAAGAAGCAUGCACAUAAUGAAUGUAUGGUGCUGGAGAAGACGACCCAACAAAAGAUUCUCUUCAAGUUCUGACUUGUCAAUCUCUUCUUUCGUUCACAUGGAGGUGGCUAGCCAGUUUCAACAAGUUUUCAAGCUUAUUGACACUAAUGGGGAUGGAAAGAUAUCAACAAAUGAGCUCAGUGAAGUACUUUCAUGCCUAGGAUACAAUAAGUGCACAGCUGCUAAAGAAGCUGAAGGCAUGGUAAGAGCUUUGGACUUCAAUGGAGAUGGGUUUGUAGACUUGGACGAGUUCAUGGUUGUCAUGAAUGGCAUAAAAGAAGAAGGAAAAGUUGUCUGUGGCAAGGAGAAAGAUGAUGAUGAUGACUACCUCAUGGAUGCUUUUCUUGUUUUUGACACUGACAAGAAUGGCCUAAUCUCUGCUAAGGAACUAAGGAGAGUUCUUCUCAAUCUAGGAUGUGAUAAUUGUAGUCUCAGAGAAUGCAAGCGUAUGAUCAAAGGGGUUGAUAAGAAUGGAGAUGGGUUUGUGGAUUUUGAAGAAUUUCGAUCCAUGAUGAAAACAGGACUUGCCAACUAGAGUUUGAUAUGGGUUUGUGUUUUUUUUGAAUUGAUUCUCUCAUGCGUUAACAUUAUUGUUAAUAUUAUUGUGUUAUGUGAAAAAUCAUAGUCAUUCAUAGAUUAAUUCCCGGUCAAUAUUUUAGUGACUGUUAUUCUAUGCAUAACUGUCUUAUAUGGUCAUAUUAAAA